Condylura cristata (star-nosed mole) is the source of this 1747-nucleotide messenger RNA. It is a transcript of the gene HACD1, whose product is annotated as 3-hydroxyacyl-CoA dehydratase 1. Gene Ontology annotation, molecular function: 3-hydroxyacyl-CoA dehydratase activity. The coding region runs from base 1 to 891 and encodes 296 amino acids. Gene Ontology annotation, biological process: fatty acid elongation; sphingolipid biosynthetic process; very long-chain fatty acid biosynthetic process. The transcript is spliced from 9 exons. NCBI's taxonomy places the organism in Eukaryota, Metazoa, Chordata, Mammalia, Eulipotyphla, Talpidae. The record is from RefSeq and is a predicted model, not a curated record. Gene Ontology annotation, cellular component: endoplasmic reticulum membrane.
AUGGACUUGAUCCGUGAAGAGGGGAGUGUCGGCGUGCGCUGCUCCCUCGAUGAGGCUGAGGUGACGCUGGCACCUUCCCGAGAGUCCCUGACGCCGAAUCUUUAUUACGAAUUGGAAAACAUGAAGGAGCAAGGAAAUAUGACCAGUAAACAGUCUAUAGAAACAGACCCAGAAAUUAUAGAAAUGAUUGAAAUAACACCGAGUGUUAAAAGGUCUUAUAACUUUGCUUUUUUGGUUAAGCCGGUGAUUCAUAUCAAAUUAAUUCUUAUCUAUGGCAUAAGGUGGUUGGUUUUAGCUAUUGCCAUGGUACGCUUUUAUAUGGAAAAAGGAACACACAAAGGUGUAUAUAAACAUAUUCAGAAGACACUUAAGUUUUUCCAGACAUUUGCCUUGCUUGAGAUAGUUCACUGUUUAACUGGAAUUGUACCUACGUCUGUUCUUGUGACUGGAGUCCAAGUGAGUUCCAGAAUCUUUAUGGUGUGGCUCAUCACUCACAGUAUAAAACCAAUCCAGAACGAAGAGAGUGUGGUGCUUUUUCUGGUCGCAUGGACUGUGACAGAGAUCACUCGCUAUUCCUUCUACACAUUCAGUCUUCUCGACCAUUUGCCAUACUUCAUUAAAUGGGCCAGAUAUAACUUUUUUAUCAUCUUAUAUCCUGUCGGAGUUGCUGGUGAACUUCUCACAAUAUAUGCUGCCUUACCAUAUGUGAAAAAAACAGGAAUGUUUUCAGUAAGACUUCCUAACAAAUACAAUGUCUCUUUUGACUACUACUAUUUUCUUCUUAUAACAAUGGCCUCAUAUAUACCAUUGUUUCCACAACUCUAUUUUCACAUGUUACGUCAAAGAAGAAAGGUGCUUCAUGGAGAAGUGAUUGUAGAAAAGGAUGAUUAAAUGAUCACUGCAAACAAGGUGCUUUUUCAAGAAUAACCAGGAUUACUUGAGUCCAAGUUUUAAUAACAAGAAUAAACAACUUUAUGACAUGGUGGAUUGUAUUAUUUCUUAAAAUACAACUAGAGAUGAGGUAUUUGCCACUAUUAGUCUUCACAUUGUGUCAGGUUCAUAAUUUACAAGAACUACACAAGUAUUAUCAACUUCUGGGUAGAUAAUGAUUGUUACCAAAGUAACUACCUGGGUAAAAAGUUUUCCUUAAUUUUGUUAAGUGAUUUUUUUGCUACUGUGCUCAAAACCUUUAAAAUCAAUACUUAUAAAUUAGUUUAAUGAUUUAACAUUAUGAUACCUGCCAGUGAUAUUUAUGUGCUCUUUAUAAAUGAAAGUAAAUGCAAAGUUAUAAUGAUUUGUUAAUAACAUAUUGGUGUUUCAUGAACUCAAGAUCUACUUAUUUCAAGUUAUAAGGCAGUAUUUUUGAUAAAUAGCUCUUUUUGGAAGCAUUGAUAUGAUGUAUUAUGGUAAAGAUUGUUGAUAUAAAGUAUCCACAUAAAAAUUACUCAAGUAGAUGUCACAAUUGGAAAAUAUUCUUUGAAAAUACACCCUGACCAUUGGAAAUACUGUCAUCACCAAACAAAUUUACUUUUAUUUGAAGUAAUCACGUAAGGAUAAGCUUUGCAACUGUAAGGACUUUAAGGGAUUAAAAAGAAUAAAAUAAUUAUAUUUCCUUACUUGUUCAAAAAUAACACUGAAUCUGAUCAUAAUUUUAUACACAGAACUCCAGCUGAUAAAGGCUGCUCCAUAUUGUGGAUCAUGUAGCAAAACCUUGUUAUGAAAAUCCCUUUGUUGUACUCAGGUAAUA